CAUGCGCGCUUCACCGGUGGCUUUCAGAAAGUUGGAAUAAAAUGUGGUUCUCACCGCCCUCUCCCAACAAGCCCACCGCACCUCAGCCAUCAUUACCAACUCAAUGGGUGGAAAGCGCACAACCAGCCUGUGGGAGGUUUUGUCCCUCAUUUCCACAUCUGCAGAGACGAGUCGUUGGCUCGAGCUGCAGCUUUUCAGUCUGUGCCAAACACCGGUUGCGAGAAGGAGAAGGACACACUUUGAUGACUCAUGGAUUUCCUGCACGGACGAAUAUUUACGCAUCGUUGAAGUUUCUCUAACUGGAUAUUUUCAUGCAUUAAUGGUGCUCUUUUGGGUCAUUUGAAGACGAUGAAAUAUGUUUUUGAGUGAGACGUGAAUUGUUUUUACAUUUUAAGCUAAAAAGAAACCAAUGAAGAAGAAAAUGGACAUCUUCAUUUUUUCUUUUUAUUUAAUAUUUAUUAAAGAGGCUCAUUCACUCAGUUACACCAUUGUAAGCAAUCUCCAACCUCAUAUGCCUAACGUGUGCAUGGAGAGGGAGGUGACGCUGGUUGCCCAGAGGCAGCCGUGUGUGCAGGCCUUCACACGAAUGGUUAAAGUGUGGAAGCAAGGCUGUGCGGGGCAGCUGUGGUGCAUGGGAUACGAGCGGAGGACGGCGUAUUACACAGCCUAUAGGCAGGUUUACAAACAGGAUUACCAAACGGUACACAAAUGCUGUCCUGGAUGGUCUCAGCUUAACGGGGAGGCAGGCUGUCUCUAUCCGUUGUGUAGCUAUGGAGUCUGCUUCAAUGGGGGCCAGUGUCGGGAAGGAUCUAACCAACUCUGCGAAUGUCCUGCAGGAUUCAAUGGGCCACGCUGUCAAUACGAUGUGAAUGAAUGUGAGGAAACCAACGGAGGCUGCGAGGCUCUUUGCUGUAACACCAUAGGAAGCUUUUACUGCAGAUGUCCCUCUGGACAGAAGCUGAAUGAAGAUGGCAAAACAUGUGAAGAUAUAGAUGAAUGCCAGGUCCAUAAUGGAGGCUGCCAGCACAGAUGUAUUAACACCAGAGGCUCGUACUAUUGUGAAUGCCACCCUGGCUCCAGGCUUCAUGUGGACGGUCGCACCUGCCUCACGCUGUACUCUUGCGCUGUCCGCAAUGGAGGAUGCGAACACUACUGUCUGCAGCAGUCGGCUUCACAUUUUCGCUGCCGCUGCAAGCCAAAUUACGUGGUGGCAGAGGAUGGCAAGCACUGUAAAUUGCAGAAUCCUUGUGCAGAUCAGAAUGGAGGCUGCAUCCAUGAGUGUCGAGUUGAUGGAGGAAAGCCUUUCUGUGAUUGCAAACUUGGCUAUCUGCUGGCUGAGGAUGGGAAAACUUGUGAAGAUAUCGACGAGUGUAAAACAGAGGAAACCAACUGUGCUCAUGGCUGCCGCAACACUCUGGGCUCCUAUGCUUGUGUUUGCAACACUGCCUAUGAGCUGGGAUCUGAUGGGAAACAGUGUUACAGAAUUGAGAUGGAGAUUGUGAACAGCUGUGAGAGCAACAACGGUGGAUGUUCUCAUCACUGCCAGCAUUCAACCAGCGGGCCGGUGUGCACCUGUAACCAUGGUUACCGGCUCAAUGAUGACCUGAAAACCUGUGUUGACGUUGAUGAGUGUGGAGAACAGACUUCCUGUUGUGAGCAGGACUGCACCAACUACCCCGGGGGUUAUGAAUGCUACUGCUCAGCAGGAUAUAGACUCAAUGCAGAUGGAUGUAGCUGUGACGAUGUAGAUGAGUGUCUGGCUGCUAAUGGUGGCUGUGAUUACACAUGCCAGAAUACCGCUGGCUCCUUCCAGUGCUUCUGUCGCCGGGGUUUCCAACUGGACGAGGACAGGCGCUCCUGCCUCCCUCUCGAAGGUGCAGUUGAGUCCGUCUCCAGCGGAGGCGCCAUCGAGCUGUCCCUCAUUCAUCCCCAGCUCAUCUUGCUCCGCGACUACGACCAACCCCUGGAGCGUUACGACGACUACGAAGAUGACGAUGGGGAGCUGAGGGCUGAGAGCAGCCUGGCAGAGAAAUUUGUGUGCCUGGACAACACCUUCGGCAGCGACUGCAGCCUGACCUGUGAUGACUGCACUAAUGGGGGAAUAUGCAAUAUUUGGAAAAGCGGCUGCGACUGUCCAGAUGGAUGGACGGGAAUCAUCUGCAAUCAGACCUGUCCUGCGGGGCAUUUUGGAAAAAACUGCUCGUUUUCCUGUAAGUGUAAAAACGGAGCCAGCUGCGAUUCGGUCAGCGGGAGCUGCCGCUGCCCUCCUGGUGUGACUGGAGAUUUGUGUCAGGAUGGUUGUCCUAAAGGUUUCUAUGGGAAGCAGUGCAACAAGAAGUGCAACUGUGCUAACAACGGCCGCUGCCACCGAACCUACGGAGCCUGUCUGUGUGAAGCCGGACUGUAUGGACGCUUCUGUCACCUUCCAUGUCCUAAGUGGACCUUCGGAGCUGGCUGCUCUCAGGAGUGUCAGUGUGACCAGAAAAAGACAAAGGACUGUCAUCGCCACCACGGCACCUGUAUCUGCAAACCUGGUUACCACGGCAGCACCUGCAACGAAAGCUGUAAAACUGGUACUUUUGGACUCGGCUGUGAGCAGGGGUGCGCCUGUCCACCUGGAGAGUCCUGUGAUCAUGUGACUGGAGCGUGCCAACGAAAAUGCUCUGCUGGGCGUCAUGGGGAGAAAUGUGAGCAAGAGUGUCCAGAGGGGAUGUUUGGACCUGGCUGCAUCCAGUCGUGUAACUGCACCGGUGCGCCAUGUGACAAAGAGACAGGACAAUGCCACUGUCAUGCUGGGACGCAUGGAGAGCACUGUGAGAACUUGUGUCCAGAGGGUUUCUGGGGUCCUGGCUGCAGGGAAACCUGCCCUGCUUGUGAGAACGGGGGCGCCUGUGAUAAACACAACGGGUCUUGCGGCUGCCCGCCUGGAUACAUGGGAACACUCUGCCAAACCUCUUGCCCAAGUGGACGUUUUGGUCUGAGAUGCCAGAUGAAAUGUGUGUGUGAGAACAAUGCUCGCUGUGACCCAGAGAAUGGACAGUGUACCUGCGCUCCUGGAUGGACUGGACACGACUGCAGAAAAGUUUGUGAUGCAGGGCACUGGGGUGCUAACUGCGCAGAAACAUGCGACUGCAGAAAUGGAGACGGAAGCUGUGACGGUGUGACGGGCCUGUGUAACUGUGAAGCAGGAUUUACUGGACCAAGCUGCCAGCAGAAGUGCCCUGCAGGUCUGUUCGGUCUGAGUUGUCAUCAUCUCUGUCAGUGUGAAAAUGAAGCGCUGUGUGACCAUGUGAGCGGAGCUUGCACGUGUCAGGUGGGAUGGACGGGUUCCUUCUGUGAAAAGCCGUGUCCUCAGGGUUUCUACGGUCUGGACUGCCAGGAGAAGUGUUUCUGUCAGAACGGUGGGAGUUGCGAUCACAUCAGUGGCGUUUGUUCCUGUCCUGCAGGCUGGAUCGGCCCAUUCUGCAAUCUGACGUGCCUGGCUGGUUUCUAUGGGCCGGGAUGUAACCGAACCUGUGGCUGUCGCAACGGCGGCAUCUGCCACCCAGCCGGUGGCCAGUGCUCAUGUAUGCCGGGCUGGACCGGACCCAACUGCAUAGAAGAAUGCCCGGCUGGGUUUUAUGGGGCAGACUGUCAGCAGGUCUGCUUGUGCCAGAACGAAGCCACCUGCAACAAAACUGAUGGAAAAUGUUCAUGUCCAGCUGGUUGGACGGGUACGGCCUGCGAACUGGAGUGCACGGUGGGCCGUUUUGGGGCAGACUGCCAGCAGCGGUGUGAAUGUGAGAACGGCGGCGUGUGCGACAGCCAGGCAGGACGGUGCAGCUGCAGAGCCGGUUGGGUAGGAGAGCGCUGUGAGAAAGCGUGUGAAACAGGCUUGUACGGGGCUGGCUGCACUGAGCGCUGCCGCUGUGUGCACGGGGUUUCCUGUCAUCACGUGACCGGGCAGUGCCGGUGUUCUCCAGGCUGGAGGGGAAAGCUUUGUGACAAAGCAUGUUUGCCCGGUACAUUCGGUGAAGGCUGCAUGCAGCGCUGCAGCUGUGCACAGGAAACUUCCUGCCACCACGUCUCUGGAGAGUGCGGCUGUCCUCCUGGAUUUACCGGCAACGGCUGUGAACAGACUUGUAUUCCAGGAUUGUUUGGGCCAAACUGUAACCAGGUCUGUCAGUGCUCAGAGACGAACCAGCUCUGCCAUCCGGUGUCUGGAUCCUGUUACUGCGCCCCAGGUUUCCAUGGCUCCAAAUGUGACCAAAGCUGUGAAGAGGGUCGCUACGGUCCCGACUGUCAGAAAGAGUGUCGGUGUGAAAACGGAGGAAGGUGUGUUCCUUCAACUGGAAGCUGUGAAUGUCCAGCUGGGUUCAUUGGCCAGAGCUGCAACAUCACGUGUCCAGUCGGGCGCUAUGGCGUCGACUGCAACCGUGUGGCUGUGUGUGGAGACGGAGCCCAGAGUGACCCCGUCACCGGUCGAUGUGUGUGCAUCCCCGGGCGCAGAGGAGAAGACUGUGGACAAAACUGCCCUCCCGGCUGGUUUGGGGGAUAUUGCACUCAACGCUGUAACUGCAGUAACGGAGGGUUGUGCGACUCUGCGACAGGCAACUGCACCUGCGGUCUGGGCUGGACUGGGGAACGCUGCAACAUCGAGUGUCCCGUGGGCCGAUUCGGUGCAAACUGUCAGCUGAAAUGUAGCUGUCAAAAUAACGGCUCUUGUGACAAAGUGACGGGAACGUGUCGGUGCGGAUCGGGCUACUAUGGGCAUCUCUGUGAACACGUCUGCCCUCCUGGUUUCCACUGGUCCCUGUGUCAGCUGCAGUGUGACUGCAUGAACGGCGCCACCUGUCACCCUGUGUCGGGCCACUGCAUCUGUCCUCCAGGACAUCAUGGAGCCCGCUGCCACAGAGUGUGUGAGCUGGGGAGGUACGGUCAAGGCUGUGUCGGGGUGUGUGACUGCGAAGACGGUUCCCCCUGCGAUCCUGUGACUGGAAGAUGCAUCUGUCCCUCUGGGAAGACAGGCGCCAGAUGUGAUAUUGACUGCAGAGGCGAUCAUUAUGGGCCAGACUGUGCAGAAAUCUGCGAGUGUAAGAACGGGGCGCAGUGCGACCGAUUCAACGGCCGCUGUCUGUGUGCUCACAGCUGGAUCGGACUCUCCUGUCAGGAAGGUGGACCCCCACUCUACAGCUAUGGAAGCAGCAGAGCGGACUCGCAGCACAACUCAUUAUAACAGCUCCACGGAGCUGGAAAACUGAAACUGGGACAGACGGACGAUGAAAUGAAAAAGUCUGACAAGACGCAGCAGCAGCAGCAGCCAUAGAGACUCUCUGAAGAGAAGUGCAGCUGAAAACAAGGUUGUAUCCUGGAUCUGUGGAAUAACGGUGACAAUAUUUCCACAAGCAGAGUGCAGCGUCAGGACAUUGUUGCCUUCAGUGGGCUUCCAGUGAUGUCUUUUAACACAAGUUGUCACAGGUGCUGUAUAUCAACCUUCCCAGAAGUCAGUGUUGUUGCCCUUGUCAAUGAACGUGUUGUUAGUAAAACAGCCGUAUUUAUACACCCCAGACUUUUUCCACAUUCUGUCACUUUAGAACCACAAGCUUGAGAUUUAUGCAAUAGAUCAAUACAAUACAGUGCUUCAUUUGGAUUCAGCCUGAAUUAACACUCUAACUGUGUUAAAGUAUUAACGUUCAGCUGUAAUUGAAACAUAUUUUGCUGCAGUUGCAGCUGCAAGUCAGCUUUGCACAUAGAGACACAGACCCUGAUGGAUUGGAGGGAGAACAUCUAUGAAGAUCAGUUUACAAGUACUGACAGUUUCUAAAAUGAUUUUAGAUCUGGAGUUUGACUAGGCCAUCCUAACACAUGAAUAUGCUUUGAUCAAAACUGGUCUUGUUUGAAGGUGAACCUGCAUACACACUAUCAUGGGUCACAUUCAUGCAAAAUUAUAAGUCAUCCAGAGUAACAGUGGCAUCUGACUGAUGCUCUCCUUGCUGUCAGUUUAGCUUUGGUCAAUCCUUAUCAGAUUUGAAGCUCUUGAUCUUUUACAAUGAAAUAUCUCCGUACAACAAAGUCAUUAAUGCUUGAAUUAACUCAGCAUAUGAAAAUGUAAGUGUAGUAUUGGCAUUUUACAGAUGCUGAAUUUAAAAUAACAUUUCUCGUCUAAAGGAGGAAAUUUAACAAAUUCAAAUGUUGGUAAUUAAUCAGCAAAUUAGGAAAAGAAAUAUGUAUAACUGGGAUUAACUCAGACCACUAGAUGGCAGAGAUAUGCUUCAAAUACCAUUUUUUGUUUAUGUGGAAAAUGCACCGACCAGCAUCAGUGGGAUUUCUACAUCUGGGCUCCAUUAACUGCAACAGUCUACCAGUGACUAAUCCUCUCCAGAAAUGCACUGCUGACCUGUCUGCUGUGUUCCUCCUUCUCUCAUGAUACUCGUAAUAAAUUUCUAUAUUUAUUAGAUGCUGUCCAGUAAUUGACUCAAUUUAUUAGAUUACUUCUAAAAGCAACUUGCUGCACUGCAAUUUAUUUAGAGUUGCAGUAUAUUGAAACUUGUGGUUGUAAUCUGACAAAAUGUGGAAACUGUUAAAUAUGAAUACUAUUGUAAGGCCCUGUGCAUACCUCAGUCAAGUAAUGUGAUACUCCAGUUCACUAAAUGUUGGACGUCUGAGUUCUUUCUAUUCCAACUGACAUUAAAUGAAGCAACAUUCGUGUGCAAAUUUGACAAACUUUGCUCUUUGUUAUUUUAAUAGAUUUUGUGUAUAAAUGGUUUUGUAUUUAUAUUUUAUAUGGUUGUUUUUACAGCUGAAUAAGGUGAGAAAUAAAGACGCACACUCAG
This is a messenger RNA of Xiphophorus hellerii (green swordtail), 6812 nucleotides long. It is a transcript of the gene megf6b, whose product is annotated as multiple EGF-like-domains 6b. Gene Ontology annotation, molecular function: protein binding; calcium ion binding; scavenger receptor activity. The record is from RefSeq and is a predicted model, not a curated record. NCBI's taxonomy places the organism in Eukaryota, Metazoa, Chordata, Actinopteri, Cyprinodontiformes, Poeciliidae.